Messenger RNA from Triplophysa rosa, 7251 nucleotides. Its product is annotated as zinc finger protein 850-like. The transcript is spliced from 2 exons. Gene Ontology annotation, biological process: regulation of transcription by RNA polymerase II. Gene Ontology annotation, molecular function: DNA-binding transcription factor activity; RNA polymerase II cis-regulatory region sequence-specific DNA binding. NCBI's taxonomy places the organism in Eukaryota, Metazoa, Chordata, Actinopteri, Cypriniformes, Nemacheilidae. The record is from RefSeq and is a predicted model, not a curated record. The coding region runs from base 1625 to 5647 and encodes 1340 amino acids.
AAGGACACUGUUGAGGAAGCAAUGCGUCCGUCUUGUUCUUUUCAUAUCUCAUAAUCCUCUCCUCAUUGCAGGUAACUGUAAACUAUAUAUUUGACAUACACAGAUGAAGAUGAACACUGGUAGAGGGUAACUGUUUAUUAAGUGAUUAAUCUUUUUUUUUGUUUAAUGAACAAUGUAUAAAAGAGAGCGUGGUUAGCACGUGCGGUUGCAUAACAAUUGUGCUACUCCACAAGAUGUUUAAGUAUGUUUGUCAAAGUGAAUGUUAUCUCGUUGUGUAAAUGGAAAGAGUUUAGUUUCUCCCUGGUCUGAAUUGUGAUUUAAGCGCAGGUUGACGUUAACGAUCGAUGAGUACUGAAUGGUAUUAUCGGAGUGGAUGUUACGUCACGUGUACUGAUCAUUUCUCUAUGUUGGGUAAACAUAUGUUUGAAUCAUUCAUGCUGUGCAUUCAUUUAUACAUAUCCAAUGUCAUUACAUUAAAUGUGAUUCACAGUAAGGACACUGUUGAGGAAGCAAUGCGUCCGUCUUGUUCUUUUCACUAAUCCUCUCCUCAUUCCAGGGGUACUACACACACAGUGAUUCUUGAGUAAAAUAAUUUGUAAACUUGGACUUGUUUUAAACUUGUUUAAGGUCAAAUUUAGUUAUUUGUGCUUAAUACGGUAUAUAAUGGCUAGCCAUAAGAAAUCCGUGUGAGGUUAUUUCUGAUUAUGUCAGUAAUAUAAUGUUAUAGUUGUUUCAUGUCUUGAAUAUUUCUAUUUAGUAAAUAAGCUCAAUCAUAGUAGAGAACUAAAUAGUGGAAUGUAAGAUGGCAUGACUAACGUUACUUAUUUUAGUCAAUACUUUUAUAAAUGUACUGUGAUAUUUGUAUCUAAAGGAUAGUUUACCCAAAAAUGAAAAUUCUGUCAUCAUUUACUCACACCCAGGUUGUUUCAAAUCUGUAUAAAUUUCUUUGUUCUGUUGAACACAGAGAAAGAUAUUUCUAUUAGUUCUGGGGCAUCAUUCACUAUCAUAGUAGAUAAAAAAUGUAUAUAUUUUGUUCUGUUGAACACAAAAUUAGAUAUUUCGAAGAAUUUAGGAAAACACAAACAGUUCUGGGGCAAUUAAUUUUUUUCAAUACUAUGGUAGUCAAUGAUGUCCCGGGAGUGAAACAUUUUCCAAAUAUUUUUCUCCGUGUUCAUCAGAACAAAGUAGUUUAUAUAUGAAAUGACAUGAGGGUGAGUAAAUGAUGACAACAUUUACAUUUAUGGGUGUAAUGUCCCUUUAAUCAUUUCAGUUUUUUUUUUGUUUAGAAUCACAACUACUUGUGUAUCAAGAUAUCCUCUAUUAAGCAUUUCUUCAUCUCUGAACGGACGCUUUGUGACCAUUCGCUAUCCACCAGAGCCUUCAUGGUCAAAUUUACACCAAUUGAAUAAGCAGGUGAAUAUUUAUCUGGAACAAUUAAAAAUCCUGAAACAGAUGGCUCUAGCAUGAACAAUUUACUCGUUCACACCCUGACCGUGAUUGACGCCUUCAGAUAAGCUCCUCCUACAGCAAUCCACCAAUAAACGUGAGAGACAAACAAGCAGAAAAAUCAUUCCAGGUGUAACUGAAUUUCUUACUUUUGGUGGAGGAAAGGAAGCUUGAGAACAUGAGAGAUCCAGAACUAUGCAGAAUGGAAAAUGAAGAUACUGAGGAACAAAGAGAUAUGAUGGAGGUGCAUGGUGCUGAUGGGAAACAUCGGUAUGUAAAAGCAAACCUAAAUGUUUCACAAAAAGGAGCUCUGAGAACAGGAGACAAAAAGCAUAGAAACAAAUUCCCAAAAGAUGAAUGCCUCGUGGAUCACAAAAGAGGUCGCACUGGAGAGAAUCCAUUCACAUGUCAUGAGUGUGGAAAGUGUUUCACAGUUAAAUAUAGCCUUCAGGUACACAUGAGAAUUCACACCGGAGAGAAACCUUUUACAUGUGAUCAGUGUGGAAAGAGUUUCACAUGUGGCGGUCACCUUUCAAGACACACAAAAAUUCACACCGGAGAGAAACCACACACGUGUCAUCAGUGUGGAAAGAGUUUUGCACAUCGCAGUGGCCUUCAGAGACACAUGAACAUUCAUGAGAAUCUCCCAAUAGAUGGAAGCCUUGUGGAUCACAAAAGAACUCAAAGCGGGGAGAGGACUUUUGCAUGUCAUCAGUGUGAAAAGACUUUUAAAACAAGAGCAGUGCUUGUACGGCACAUGAAAAAUCACGCUGAAGAGAAGCCUUUCAAAUGUCAUCUGUGUGGAAAGAGUUACGCAAUAAAAAACCAUCUUGUACAGCACAUGAAAAUUCACACGGGGGAGAGGCCUUUCACAUGUCAUGUGUGUGGGAUGAAUUUCGUCUACAAAUCAGUCCUUACGAAGCACAUGUUAGUUCACGUUGAAGAGAAACUAUUCGAAUGCCAUCAGUGUGAAAAGAGUUUCUCAGAUGGGCAUAAACUCAAGAUUCACGUGAGAAUUCACUCUGGAGAAAAACCAUUCAAGUGCCACGAGUGUGAAAAGUCUUUCAGAAGUGCAGGUAGCCUUAAGGCACAUAUGAGAACUCACUCUGGAGUGAAACUUUUUGCCUGUCAUCUGUGUGAAAAGAGGUUUGCAGGUCCAGCUCCGCUUCAAUCACACAUUAGAGUUCACAACGGGGAGAAACCAUUCACGUGUCAUGAGUGUGGAAAGAGUUUCACUGAAAAAGUUGUCCUUAAGGUACACAUGAGAAUUCACACAGGAGAAAAACCUUUUACAUGUGAUCAGUGUGGAAAGAGUUUCACAUGUGGCGGUCACCUUUCAAGACACAGAAAAAUUCACACCGGAGAGAAACCUUUUACAUGUGAUCAGUGUGUAAAGAGUUUUGCACAUCGCAGUGGCCUUCAGAGACACAUGAACAUUCAUGAGAAUCUCCCAAUAAAUGGACGCCUUGUGGAUCACAAAAGAACUCAAAGCGGGGAGAGGACUUUUGCAUGUCAUCAGUGUGAAAAGACUUUUAAAACAAGAGCAGUGCUUGUACGGCACAUGAAAACUCACGCUGAAGAGAAGCCUUUCAAAUGUCAUCUGUGUGGAAAGAGUUACGCAAUAAAAAACCAUCUUGUACAGCACAUGAAAAUUCACACGGGGGAGAGGCCUUUCACAUGUCAUGUGUGUGGGAUGAAUUUCGUCUACAAAUCAGUCCUUACGAAGCACAUGUUAGUUCACGUUGAAGAGAAACUAUUCGAAUGCCAUCAGUGUGAAAAGAGUUUCUCAGAUGGGCAUAAACUCAAGAUUCACGUGAGAAUUCACUCUGGAGAAAAACCAUUCAAGUGCCACGAGUGUGAAAAGUCUUUCAGAAGUGCAGGUAGCCUUAAGGCACAUAUGAGAACUCACUCUGGAGUGAAACUUUUUGCCUGUCAUCUGUGUGAAAAGAGGUUUGCAGGUCCAGCUCCGCUUCAAUCACACAUUAGAGUUCACAACGGGGAGAAACCAUUCACGUGUCAUGAGUGUGGAAAGAGUUUCACUGAAAAAGUUGUCCUUAAGGUACACAUGAGAAUUCACACAGGAGAAAAACCUUUUACAUGUGAUCAGUGUGGAAAGAGUUUCACAUGUGGCGGUCACCUUUCAAGACACAGAAAAAUUCACACCGGAGAGAAACCUUUUACAUGUGAUCAGUGUGUAAAGAGUUUUGCACAUCGCAGUGGCCUUCAGAGACACAUGAACAUUCAUGAGAAUCUCCCAAUAAAUGGACGCCUUGUGGAUCACAAAAGAACUCAAAGCGGGGAGAGGACUUUUGCAUGUCAUCAGUGUGAAAAGACUUUUAAAACAAGAGCAGUGCUUGUACGGCACAUGAAAACUCACGCUGAAGAGAAGCCUUUCAAAUGUCAUCUGUGUGGAAAGAGUUACGCAAUAAAAAACCAUCUUGUACAGCACAUGAAAAUUCACACGGGGGAGAGGCCUUUCACAUGUCAUGUGUGUGGGAUGAAUUUCGUCUACAAAUCAGUCCUUACGAAGCACAUGUUAGUUCACGUUGAAGAGAAACUAUUCGAAUGCCAUCAGUGUGAAAAGAGUUUCUCAGAUGGGCAUAAACUCAAGAUUCACGUGAGAAUUCACUCUGGAGAAAAACCAUUCAAGUGCCACGAGUGUGAAAAGUCUUUCAGAAGUGCAGGUAGCCUUAAGGCACAUAUGAGAACUCACUCUGGAGUGAAACUUUUUGCCUGUCAUCUGUGUGAAAAGAGGUUUGCAGGUCCAGCUCCGCUUCAAUCACACAUUAGAGUUCACAACGGGGAGAAACCAUUCACGUGUCAUGAGUGUGGAAAGAGUUUCACUGAAAAAGUUGUCCUUAAGGUACACAUGAGAAUUCACACAGGAGAAAAACCUUUUACAUGUGAUCAGUGUGGAAAGAGUUUCACAUGUGGCGGUCACCUUUCAAGACACAGAAAAAUUCACACCGGAGAGAAACCUUUUACAUGUGAUCAGUGUGUAAAGAGUUUUGCACAUCGCAGUGGCCUUCAGAGACACAUGAACAUUCAUGAGAAUCUCCCAAUAAAUGGACGCCUUGUGGAUCACAAAAGAACUCAAAGCGGGGAGAGGACUUUUGCAUGUCAUCAGUGUGAAAAGACUUUUAAAACAAGAGCAGUGCUUGUACGGCACAUGAAAACUCACGCUGAAGAGAAGCCUUUCAAAUGUCAUCUGUGUGGAAAGAGUUACGCAAUAAAAAACCAUCUUGUACAGCACAUGAAAAUUCACACGGGGGAGAGGCCUUUCACAUGUCAUGUGUGUGGGAUGAAUUUCGUCUACAAAUCAGUCCUUACGAAGCACAUGUUAGUUCACGUUGAAGAGAAACUAUUCGAAUGCCAUCAGUGUGAAAAGAGUUUCUCAGAUGGGCAUAAACUCAAGAUUCACGUGAGAAUUCACUCUGGAGAAAAACCAUUCAAGUGCCACGAGUGUGAAAAGUCUUUCAGAAGUGCAGGUAGCCUUAAGGCACAUAUGAGAACUCACUCUGGAGUGAAACUUUUUGCCUGUCAUCUGUGUGAAAAGAGGUUUGCAGGUCCAGCUCCGCUUCAAUCACACAUUAGAGUUCACAACGGGGAGAAACCAUUCACGUGUCAUGAGUGUGGAAAGAGUUUCACUGAAAAAGUUGUCCUUAAGGUACACAUGAGAAUUCACACAGGAGAAAAACCUUUUACAUGUGAUCAGUGUGGAAAGAGUUUCACAUGUGGCGGUCACCUUUCAAGACACAGAAAAAUUCACACCGGAGAGAAACCUUUUACAUGUGAUCAGUGUGUAAAGAGUUUUGCACAUCGCAGUGGCCUUCAGAGACACAUGAACAUUCAUGAGAAUCUCCCAAUAAAUGGACGCCUUGUGGAUCACAAAAGAACUCAAAGCGGGGAGAGGACUUUUGCAUGUCAUCAGUGUGAAAAGACUUUUAAAACAAGAGCAGUGCUUGUAAAGCACAUGAAAACUCACGCUGAAGAGAAGCCUUUCAAAUGUCAUCUGUGUGGAAAGAGUUUUCGUUGUGGCAGUAGCCUUAAGAGUCACAUGAGAACUCACACUGGAGAGAAACCAUUCACAUGUCAUCAGUGUGGAAAGAGUUUCAGAAAUGAAAGGAACCUUGAGACACACAUGAGACUUCACACUGGAGAGAACCGGUGCUCAAACUCUGAAGAUGAGACGCUUAAUUGAUCAAAAGUUUAAUGACUUACCUGAGUGGACAUGCAAACAUGAAGUCUUGUUUACGGUGUGUUUUUUUUGGAGCUGGUGUCUCAUUUAUAAAACAUUGCGUAGAUUUCAUCCUUAGAGUGUGUACAAAAGUUUUCAGAUUUAUGAAACCAUGUGUACACCAGGACCUGCGCAUAAUUCGCUCUGUCUUUUAUUCUAACGUGGGCAGAGAAAUAGCGGGGAGUAUGGGUGUUAUUACUCAAUGAACCAUAAAAAAUUGACAUUACAAUGUAAAAUAACCUUCCGAUAACAUUUUAUCGUACAUCUAAUGAAGAAACAGAGAGUUAAUAAAUCGAAAUUCCAAAAUUUUGAGAACACGUAAUGAUUAUUACAUCAUAUUUAUGGCAUUGAAUUAUAAUCUGUUUAUAAAAAUAUGUACUGAAACAUGUUUAUGUUAAUCAUGUGCAAAAUCAUACAACAAUAUAAAAACAAGUAUUAACAGAGGUAUAUUAAGCGCUCAUUACAUGCAUUCAGGGGCGUCCUAUGAAUUAUAGCAUGAGUCAUAGGGACUUGUUUUAUGAUAGUCCGGACGAUUGCAUAAAUCUAUUAAACUAAUAUUACAGGUUAAAGACUGGUAUUUACUUUUAAUGUCUGGUCCUAGAGGGCCAGUGAUCUGCAUAGUUUAGUUCCAACACAGAGAAAAGAUUUAGUUUGUCUUAUCAUUUUUUGUUAACUGUGUCUCAAUUGUUUGAUUAAAAUAGAGUUUUUCUAGAUUUUCUCAGUAAAUGUGUUUAAUCAGUUUUUUCCCAAAUGUUGAACAAUAGUCAAAUGGAAUUGCUCAUCUAUGGAGAUUGAAUUACAAGAAUGUUAAAGAAUUCCGUUAGAGAAUUCUUAUGGAAUUUAUCAAAAUGUUUUUUAUAAAAAGUGCUGAUUAUGUCCUUUAUAAUGCAAAAGCUAUUUUAAUUUUAGUCUUUAUAUAUCUAAUAAAUGAGCUAAGGGAUUAAGCACAUUUUCUAGAUUUUUUCUAUAUAUACUGUGUUAUAAAAACAUCCCAAUUCUCCUUUCUAUUUAACAUGAACUGUAUAUCGAUGUUCAUGGGUGAAUAAGACAUGUUAUGUAGUUCAGUUGGUGUUUUAAUCUUUCAAUGAAUUGAAUAGUUUUUUUUUCUUAAAAGCUGAUAAAAUUUUUAUGUAUUUUAUUUAAUUCAACAGUCCUUUAUGGCUUUUUGUGGCUCUUCAUUCUUGAUCUCCAGUAGCUGACUGCGAAAAAAAUACAAGAAGUAUUUGGGGACAGUAAAACCGGCUUUUCACCUCUUGAGGACAUUUUUGGUGUUAAUAGAGCUGUUCAUAGAGCUUUCAGCCUUCUGCUGUUUGUCUUGAAUGGUUUUUCACAUCAUUUUUAAUAGAGCUGUUAAGAGACCUUAUUGUUCCAGGCUGAUCUUCUCUUUUCACCUACUUCAUUAUGAUAAUAUCUUAAGCUCUCAUGUAAAUGGACACAAAAUAGAUGUUUGUGUUUUGUAAAAAAUGUAAUUUUGAAACUAAAUUAGGCUACAUGACAAGUUAGUCAACCCUCAGUUUGGGGUCUUUUUAGGUUCUUUGCUAUAGUCUAAAUGAAAAUAAAUAAUGUCA